Messenger RNA from Punctularia strigosozonata HHB-11173 SS5, 1134 nucleotides. RefSeq names its product TauD-domain-containing protein. Gene Ontology annotation, molecular function: 2-oxoglutarate-dependent dioxygenase activity. NCBI's taxonomy places the organism in Eukaryota, Fungi, Basidiomycota, Agaricomycetes, Corticiales, Punctulariaceae. Bases 1 to 1134 code for a protein of 377 amino acids. The record is from RefSeq and is a predicted model, not a curated record. The transcript is spliced from 6 exons. Gene Ontology annotation, cellular component: cytoplasm.
AUGUCCGCGACGCAAACUGUAACCACUGAGAUCGAGCGCGCUUUGCCAACGCUCACUCUGCGCUCGGACGACAAGAAGCAGCAGGCGGCCCGCGAGCGGGGCCAGGGACCUUUGGAGGAGUAUAAGUACGCUCAUCUGGCGCCUGUCCUCGAUCAUUCGGAGCAUUACCCUCCGCUCGUUCCAUUCGAGCAUGUCGACCCAGGCCACCGCGCCUUGUCACUGCCCAACCCUCGCGCUUUCCUCGACCAGGCGACGAGUAUCGCCCAUAUCACCCCCCGGCUCGGUACCGUGGUGACCGGGGUUCAACUGGCCCAGCUGGAUAGCUCGGGACGCGACCAGCUUGCGCUCGAGGUCGCUCGUCGUGGCUUGAUGGUUUUCAGGAACCAGCAAGACUUUAUUGACGCUGGGCCGGACGCCUACCUCGAGUGGGGUCGGUACUUUGGUCGGCUGCACAUCCACCCGACCUCCGGCCAUCCGAGGAACUACCCGGAGCUCCACCUCGUCUACCGCGACGAAAACUCCACGUUCAACUUCGAACGCGAGGACCGAAUCACGUCCACCACCUGGCACUCGGACGUCUCGUACGAGCUUCAGCCUCCCGGGCUCACGACGUUCUUCCUCCUCGCCCAGCCGGAGAGCGGCGGCGACACGCUCUUCACGUCCCAGGUCUCGACCUUGAGCAAGCUUUCUCCCCCGUUCGUCGAAUUCCUCCGCACGCUCAAGGCCGUCCACUCCGGCGUUGAGCAGGCCGAGUUUUCGCGCUCGGGCAAGCGGGGAGGGAUGGUGAGGCGCGAGCCGGUGGAGAACGUGCACCCGGUCGUGCGCCGGCACCCCGUCACGGGCCAGGAGGCGCUGUACGUGAACAGGCAGUUCACGCGCCGGAUCGUGGGCCUCAAGAAGGAGGAGUCUGAUAACAUCCUCAACUUCUUGUAUGACCAUAUCGACAAGAGCGCUGACUGCCAGGCCCGCGUCAGGUGGGAGCCUAACACGGUUGUCCUCUGGGACAACCGUAUCACCGCUCAUUCUGCGAUAUUGGACUUCGCCGAGACGAAGGAGCGCCGUCACGGCGCGCGGAUCACCCCGCAAGCGGAGAGGCCGAUCCCUGCGCUCGAGAGUCUGAAGUUGGAUGACUGA